This is a messenger RNA of Pygocentrus nattereri (red-bellied piranha), 1753 nucleotides long. It is a transcript of the gene sult1st5, whose product is annotated as sulfotransferase family 1, cytosolic sulfotransferase 5. The record is from RefSeq and is a predicted model, not a curated record. The coding region runs from base 260 to 1171 and encodes 303 amino acids. NCBI's taxonomy places the organism in Eukaryota, Metazoa, Chordata, Actinopteri, Characiformes, Serrasalmidae. Gene Ontology annotation, molecular function: sulfotransferase activity. The transcript has 7 exons. Gene Ontology annotation, biological process: sulfation. Gene Ontology annotation, cellular component: cytoplasm.
GUCACGGUGGCAGCGUCUGUGUUUUCAAUUAGUUGAUUUCUCCUUACUAGUUAAGUAGCUUCUGUUUGAGCACGUUGUCCGUGACGUCUCUUUGGUUUGCCCUUUACUUCCACGUCCCUGACCCCCUUACGUGUGUUUUCUGUUGCCCAUUUACGUAUUUGUUUUUGCUGGGCUUCAGUUCUGCGCUUGGGUCCGCCGUCCCGCAACACUUUAACCCCGAAGUGGACGAGAGUGCGACUGUCUGUCAUUCACCUGCAGGAUGGAAAGGACGGUGUGCUCGCGCUACCCCUCGGUUUCUGUGAGGGGGAUUCCCUUACAAGAGCCCGUAGCCAGACACUUCGCCAGAGUUGAGAAGUUUCAAGCGUUUAAAGAUGAUUUGCUUGUUGCCACAUACCCUAAAGCAGGUACUACGUGGACGCAGGAAGUAGUGGAUCUGAUUCUAAAUGAAGGUAAUGAAGAGAAAUGCAGGCGAGCUCCCACCUACAUCCGAAUGCCUUUCCUUGAGAUGACCUCUCCAGAUCCAUCCGUUUCUGGCAUGACUAAACUAGAGAAGAUGGAUCCUCCCAGGGUUAUCAAAACUCAUCUACCCAUCCAGCUUGUACCUCAGUCGUUCUGGGAGGCAGGGUGCAAGGUGAUAUAUGUGGCUCGCAAUCCUAAAGACACAGUGGUGUCAUACUUUCAUUUUGAUCGCAUGAACCUUACCCAGCCUGAGCCAGGACCGUGGCCAGAGUACCUAGAAAAGUUCAUGAAAGGACAAUUAUGCUGGGGCUCCUGGUAUGAUCAUGUCAAAGGAUACUGGAGAGAAAAGCAAAACAAGAACAUUCUCUACCUCUUUUAUGAAGAUAUGAAAGAGAACCCUGCUCGGGAGGUCGUCCGCAUUGCUGAGUUCUUAGGACACCGCUUAUCAAAGAGUGUGGUUGGUAAUAUUGUGAAAAUGACCACAUUUGCUGCAAUGCAAAAGAACCCUAUGGCCAAUUACUCAACACUGUCUGGCAUAUUUGACCGUAAAGCUUCAGAAUUCAUGAGAAAAGGGGAGGUUGGUGACUGGCAAAAUCACUUCAGUCCACAAGAAAAUGCUGCGUUUGAAGAGCACUACCACAAAACAAUGGCUGCUACUCCUAUUCCUUUUCGAUUUUCUUUAUGUGAACAAAACCUCACAUGCUCACUGUAGGUACUUCAUUGUAGGGGUGUAAGAAAAUAUUGAUACACCUGAGCAUCUCUGUUUUGUGAUACUGUAUUGAUUCCUAAAAACACUAUCAAUUUUUAAUGAAUGGUUUAAGCACCACUAGAUUGCAGUGUUGUAAUCUAUCUUCUAUCUGUCACCUAGCUGACUAGUAACGCUAUCACCGAUGGCUGAAUCCGAAAGACCAGUGUCCUAGCAGUAUGUCCUACCUAUCGAGCUAUCAGUACUAUAGCAUAGUAACUUGUUUUAAACAUUAAUUCAGCCUUACUUCAGGUCUGUUGUAUUGUCCAAUUUAAUAUCACUGCUUACCCUCUGAUAAGGUGAUUUAGGCUUUCAAAAGAUCCUACUUAUUCUUUUAAUGCUGGUAACAUUUUCUGAGAGGGAGAUUUAAACAAGGCUGAAGUCAGCUUCUUGUUUACCAGAUUCUUAUUUGAAUUUACCUUAAAUGGUGCAGUAGCUACAUUCUCGCACACCCGACACAUCACAUAGCAGAGAACCCAAAAACACCAGGUUCAUGUUCAUUUUUACACUCUUUUAAAAAUUGAAUUAAAGUUGUCAUUAUCAAACUUG